Messenger RNA from Esox lucius (northern pike), 3700 nucleotides. Its product is annotated as SUZ domain-containing protein 1. The transcript has 4 exons. Lineage: Eukaryota; Metazoa; Chordata; Actinopteri; Esociformes; Esocidae. The record is from RefSeq and is a predicted model, not a curated record. Bases 153 to 635 code for a protein of 160 amino acids.
CAAUAACCAUAAAUGUAGAGGUCGCUGUUGACUCGUUUUUCAGAGGGUCAACAGCGAUUUUACUUCGGCGGGCGCAGACAUCCAGCCACAGCGUGUUUUUAUAUCGACUAUCGGGAACUUGUCUGUGAACAGUGGGUCUUGGACGCUGUAAUAUGGAAGAUGAAGAGGUCUGCGAAAGCUGGGAGGAAGCCGCCGAAAGUGGGGAAAUUGAGAGAAGACUUGAGGCAAAAUUGAAGAUAAGUCAGAAAGCAAAGAAAGCCAGCAUCGGCUCAGGUAGCUCCCCUAUACGAACUGCCCUGGUUAUACAAGACGAUUCUCAACCUGCAGCCCCCCCACCCCAAAUACGAAUUCUGAAGCGUCCAUCAAGUAAUGGCUCCCUGGGGUCUUCUGGUUUAUCCAACCGUCCGACCCAGCAGCCAAAGUCAUUGGCCCAACGGGAGGCAGAGUAUGCAGAGGCCCGCAGGAGGAUUCUGGGUAGUGCUAGCUCUGAAGAAACGCCUCAGGACAAACCCAGCCCAGACAAGCCAGUGCGAAUGAGUUCCCAGCCACAGCCAGAACCGGUUCGUCCAAACAACCACGUGAUCCGCCAACCAACGGGCCCAGAUGGUACCUCAGGUUUUCAUCACUGCAGAUAGAGUGCAGAGGAGAGAGGUGGAUCCAAUGUCUCUCCUUGGGGGCAAGAGAGGGAUCCAUUGUCUCUCCUUUGGGGGGUGGGGGGGUGGGGGGGGGCAUUGUGUGCAGGGGAUAAAGGGGGAGGUAGCAUAGUGCACAAAGCAGUGAUGGGAAGAAAUUGGGAAGUUGGUGUGAUGGUCAACACAGACAUGCAAAAUAUAUUGGCUCACCGAAUGAGAUGAAGUAUCCCUCCCACCCCAUUCUGGUGACUGUUGGCACACCCUUUGCCUUUUGCCCUCUGCCCUGUCUCCAGCCGGCGCGGAGGGGUGCAGGGAGAUGACAGAGAGGAGCUGAGUUUCGGUUGGAUCUCCUUUCUGUCCCACACUGUGACCAGGGCAAUGCCUCAUGACUCCACACACUGUGAUAUCUCCCACAAUGCACCCUGCGCUGCCCCAUGCCCUUCUCCACCGCCCCUCUCUCCUGCUGAGGACUGGAGUCCUCUUGGGUCCUGGGCUUGCCUGCUCUCCCCUCUGAGGGAAUGACAAAUAGACUGAGUCUGUGGGACUUGAAGGUGGUCUGGGGGAUGGAAGGAACCUCGCUCCUUGCUAGUGGAGGAGGACCUUGAUAGAGCAGUAGAGUGACAAGGUGCCACUAAAAGUUAGCAUGUUCAAGCAAUAAUUCUGAAAUCAACAUGUAAGCCCUGGCUUCUUUAGGUAGGCAUCUGCCUGUGCUGUUUAUUUAUGUUUUUAAACUUUUAUUUUAUACUGUUUACUAGUUUUAUUUUUCCUCUUAGCUUAAAAACAAACUGGGCGGUAGGCUAAAUGGUGAAUUGAAAAUAUAUUUUUCUUUUCUGCAUCUAGAUGCUUUUGUUUGUCUGUUUUCAAAGUGGCAACGAUUCAAAAGGAAAAACAAACAACAUACAGAAACUGUUAGUGAACUUGAAUGUUUUAUAGAAUCUAAUACAGGUAGUCAUUUACAUGAGUAGCCAUUAUGAAAAGAUACUGUAAUUUUGUGUUGAGAUUGGGAACUAAUGGAAAGCCUAAAACUGAUCCUGUAAAAAUGUCCACCUUGUGUGGCCUUGUUGCUUAAAUGACAAAGAAGGUAAAGAGAGGGGCCACAGAUGACAAGGAACUUAAGAAGGCUGGUGUUCUUUUGAUUCAAGGUUGUUUGAAUAGGAAGCUAUUGGCUGGAGCAGCAUUUUAAGCAGCACCUCUGACCUGUCUUCUCAUUCUGUCCAUCUCCAGGGUUGCCUUAGUUGGAGAGGACAGCACAUACUGCUGUAUGGUAUGUUGCUAGAAAAAGUCAGUAUUACAAAGUAGGAGCUUGACAAGUGUGUUCCAUUCUUGCUUGAUUAGAAGGCAGUGUUGUUAAGCAGAGUGCCAAAGUUGAAAACGAACCCAGUUUAUCUGGAACAGGAGGAAAAUGUCAUAGCUCUCAAACUCAUUUGGUAAAUUAAAUGACAAACAUCUUGGCUGUUUUGAACCAUUUUAUGUAUCGACUCUAACGCCUUAACUUAUAUUUGGUUUCAUACUAGACACCACAGUUACUGAGGCACCUCAGGUUAAUGCUCUUGGAUGCUGUUAUUUAAUUUUUUUUUUAUAAAUCUUCUCAUCUUGAGUCCCCUUAACAUUUGGCCAGCCUCAGAACCUCAGGAAAGGUUUUUUUUUUGUUAAUUUUUUUUUUUUUUUGGCCCCUCUCUCAGGGAGGUUUUAAUUCUGGCGUGACCAAGCUAAGUCUUGUCUGCUUUUCUAUAAUCACAAAGGUGCAUUGAUUGAUUACAUAGCUUACUAUCUAAAGAAAGUAAAAUUGGUAAUGUAAUUUGGGUGUUACUUGGUUAUGUAUAGAGUUACAUCAGAGCCAUGGAAGAGUACUCUUCACCUUGUCCUUUAUCCUUUCUUAGGGAAAUGGAUCAGAGAGGGCUAGACCGGUAAAAGCAAUACAAUAGAGCGAGAAGUUGGAUUGUGCGGUUUCUGCACCUUUCUAGUAUGCGUUAAACAGCCUAGGGAGUAGAGAACUUAACUUACCCCAGAGGAAUCUCAUCCUCACCAGGGUUGUGGUCAAUUCAGUUUACUUCAGAACGUGAAUACACAUUUUUGUUCUCCAUUGAAAUUUGGAUUCUCAACUUUUCUAGGUCAUGUCAGUGUAUAAUGAAUUUGGGUUUUAUGCUAUGGAAUCGACCCCGACCCUGCACUUGAAAAGAUUGAGCAGCUUCAGUAAACUACGCAGUGUCAUUGGACAAUGCGGACAGUGAAGAAAUGAGACUUCUGGCAAGUGAAAAUGAAAACAACAAAUUAGUCUGUAAAGGUUUUUAAAAAUGCCCUUUAAUAAAAACAAAAGUAAAACACUAAAUUGCUAAUAUUUUUGUUUGGUGUAGAGCGUUUAUUUUUCUAUUUUGUAAAAUUGGAUAUGUGCAUGGACUUUUAAUAAAACAGUGGUUUUACAGAUACCAAGUGUAGCUGAAAACUUAACCUCAAAUGGCCCCAUGACUCUGACUACAGGAAGUAUUUGUACUGCAGGUCUUUGAACAAUCAUAACUGGCCUGUCUGGAACUUUACAUUGCAUGACAUUCUUCAUAAAUGACAUUGGAUUUUAUAAAACUGUUUCAGGUAACCAUGGUUGUCAAUGUUGGCCAGUGUCCAGUUAGUGCCUAAUGCGGGCUUAAAAACCAUUGUUUACUUUAACUUAGGUUAAUGUUUAUUUUAACUUAGGUUGAUGCUUGAAAUAAGUCUAAUUGAAACCAUAGCAGUAACGGCUCCAUAAAUGACUAACAUUUCCUCAUUUUAUUAGGCUUUUGUAGCUUUAAAAUUGUGAAGGUUUUGAAUGAAGCGGUCUAUGAGGAAAAGCAUACAAAAAUGUAUUAAUUACCACAGUAACCAUUAACAUGCUUUUGUUUUCUAACUCUGAGCAUGAUCUCAAAAUGUACUUGUGUCUUGUCACUUUGAUGUAAUUGUUCUUGGGUGUUGUAUAAUUGAACAUGUGUUUUUUGUCUAGCGCAACUCUACAAUGUUUGUCCUUGAUGUGUUGUUUCUGUGUUCAUGUGUCAUGUCUGUUUUGUAUGAAUAAACUGUUAUCAGAUUUAUUCUGAAAA